Ailuropoda melanoleuca (giant panda) is the source of this 883-nucleotide messenger RNA. Its product is annotated as myocilin-like. The transcript has a single exon. Gene Ontology annotation, cellular component: Golgi apparatus. The record is from RefSeq and is a predicted model, not a curated record. Gene Ontology annotation, biological process: signal transduction; osteoblast differentiation. Lineage: Eukaryota; Metazoa; Chordata; Mammalia; Carnivora; Ursidae. The coding region runs from base 16 to 822 and encodes 268 amino acids.
AGAGCGUUCCGGGUCAUGCCUGUCUUUACCUCCCCAGGAUGCGGAGAGCUGGUUUGGGUCGGAGAGCCGCUGACCCUGCGGAGAGCCGAAACAAUCACGGGCAAGUACGGCGUGUGGAUGAGAGACCCGAAGCCCGUCCCGCCGCACACCCGGGAGACCACGUGGAGAAUCGACACGGUGGGCACGGACAUCCGGCAGGUGUUCGAGUACGACCGCGCCGCGCAGUUCCUGCGGGGUUACCCCUCCAAGGUGCACGUGCUGCCGCGGCCGCUGGAAGGCACGGGCGCCGUGGUCUACCGGGGCAGCCUCUACUUCCAGGGCGCCGAGUCCAGGACGCUGGUCCGCUACGAGCUGGCCACCGAGGCCGUGAAGGCCGAGCAGGAGCUCCCCGGGGCCGGCUACCACGGGCAGUUCCCGUAUUCGUGGGGCGGCUACACGGACAUCGACCUGGCUGUGGACGAGACGGGCCUCUGGGUCAUCUACAGCACGCAGGAGGCCAAGGGCGCCAUCGUCCUGUCCAAACUGAACCCGGAGAGCCUGGCCCGCGAGCAGAGCUGGGAGACGAACAUCCGCAAGCAGUCAGUGGCCAACGCCUUCCUCAUCUGCGGCCGCCUGUACACCAUCAGCAGCUACUCGUCGCCGGAUGCCACGGUCAACUUCGCCUAUGACACGGCCACGGGCCGCAGCAAGGCGCUGAGCGUCCCCUUCAAGAACCGCUACAAGUACAGCAGCAUGGUGGACUACAACCCGCGGGAGAAGAAGCUCUUCGCCUGGGACAACUUCAACAUGGUCACCUACGACGUCAGGCUCUCCAAGAUGUGAGGAGCCGCGGGCAUCAGGGAAGGCCGCGGGCCACGGUGGCUGGGGCUCCGGAGGGCGGAGU